Molecule: messenger RNA, 2267 nt
Organism: Durio zibethinus
Lineage: Eukaryota; Viridiplantae; Streptophyta; Magnoliopsida; Malvales; Malvaceae
Source: RefSeq, a predicted model, not a curated record
AAGAAGAAGCUUCAGAGAGGAAAGGUGAGGAAAGGAAAAGAGAGAUAAACAAAUAGAGUGUUGGUGGGCUUCAUUGAGAGGCUACUGCUUCCUUGCUUUUGCUCAUUGACAUAUUGUACUCUUUUAAAAAUUUUAUUUCCUUGGAAGCUACGUUUCUUCACUUUAUAUCUGUACUUUCCUUUGUUAUAAGUUUCUCUCCUCCUUUUUCUUCUUCCACUGCUACUACUUCUUCCUACCUCAACUUCUUCUGUUCUCUCUUUCCCAAAGCGUAAGAACAAUGGCAGAAAUAACCCAUCCUCCCAUGGAUCAGCUUCAAGACCUUGAGUACUGCAUCGACUCUAACCCUCCUUGGGCUGAAACCAUCCUAUUAGCAUUUCAGAACUAUAUCCUGAUAUUGGGUACAAGUGUAAUGAUCCCUUCAUUGCUUGUCCCAGCGAUGGGUGGAAGCGAUGGGGACAAAGCACGGGUAAUACAGACUUUGCUCUUUGUAGCUGGCAUUAACACACUUCUCCAAGAACUUUUUGGAACAAGGUUGCCAGCAAUUGUUGGUGGCUCUUAUGCCUAUGUCAUCCCAAUUGCCUAUAUAAUAAAUGACUCGUCAUUGCAACGGAUUACUGAUCGACAUGAAAGAUUUAUACAAACAAUGCGAGCUAUUCAAGGAGCUCUUAUUGUAGCCUCAAGCAUACAAAUUAUCCUGGGAUACAGCCAAGUUUGGGGUCUCUUUUCACGGUUUUUCAGCCCUCUUGGUACGGCACCAGUGGUUGCAUUGGUAGGAUUGGGAUUGUUUCAGAGAGGAUUUCCUUUGCUGGGAAAUUGUGUGGAAAUCGGGCUGCCAAUGCUGUUGUUGGUGAUUGGAGUGUCACUAUAUCUAAAGCAUGUGAGGCCAUUAAGAGAUCUCCCUAUUUUUGAAAGGUUUCCUGUAUUGAUCUGUGUUGCAAUCAUUUGGAUCUAUUCGCUUAUACUGACUGCCAGUGGGGCUUACCGCGACAAGCCAAAUACUACUCAACUUAGUUGCCGUACUGACAGAGCAAAUCUCAUAUCUACUGCUCCGUGGUUCAAGUUCCCAUAUCCUCUUCAGUGGGGUCCUCCUACAUUUUCAGCUGGCCAUUCCUUUGCUAUGAUGUCUACAGUUCUAGUGUCUAUGGUUGAGUCGACUGGAGCAUACAAGGCAGCAUCUCGAUUGGCUAUUGCAACUCCACCUCCAGCUUAUGUAUUAAGCCGUGGGAUUGGCUGGCAGGGGAUUGGCAUAUUGCUUGAUGGUCUAUUUGGAACGGGAACUGGUUCUACUGUUUCUGUGGAAAAUGUUGGACUACUUGGACUAACCCGAGUUGGAAGUCGCAGAGUUGUUCAGAUAUCUGCUGCCUUCAUGAUAUUUUUCUCAAUCUUAGGAAAAUUUGGAGCUGUGUUUGCAUCCAUACCUUUCCCAAUAUUUGCAGCACUAUAUUGUAUACUCUUUGGCCUUGUGGUUGGAUUGUCAUUUCUCCAAUUCACAAACAUGAAUUGUAUGAGAAACCUCAUCAUUACUGGGCUAUCACUCUUCCUUGGAAUUUCUAUCCCACAAUUCUUUAAUGAAUAUUGGAAUCCAACACGCCGGGGGCUUGUUCACACCAAAGCUGGAUGGUUCAAUGCAUCUCUGAAUACCAUAUUCUCAUCUCCGGCAACAGUAGGUCUGAUCAUCGCGGUGUUUUUGGACAACACAAUAGAGGUGGAAAAAUCGAAAAAAGAUCGAGGGAUGCCAUGGUGGGUGAAGUUCAGAACAUUUAGAGGAGACAACAGGAAUGAGGAAUUCUACACUUUGCCAUUCAAUCUCAACAGGUUCUUUCCACCAACGUAGUGGAGUUGAAGAUUUGGAUUUUUGUUAAUUAUUUUUUUCCAUUAAGUUUAUAAAUAUUCAGAAAGAAAGAUGAUAUUCAUAUGAGAAACAAACACGUCCCUGAUGGUCUUAUCUUCCAUUUUGUUUUCACUGUUAUUCCAAUUUUUUGUGGGCCGUUGUAAGACGGAUCCAGGUAGGGUUCUAUAGCAUUUAAUCUCUGUUUCUUGUAAAUGUGGCAAUAACAAUAAAGUAACGAAAUCAGUUGAUUCAGUCCUCCUUGAUGAUAUUAAAAUUGAUGAGAAGUUAAGAUGCUCAAAAUUCUGUGAUUAUUCAGCAAUAGAAAAGAUGAUCAUUGGUCAAACCACACAUAGACCCGGUUCAAAUCAAGCACACAACGUAACACGCUUUGGGGAUCGACCGGAUUUGGUUAUUUUGUAGAGAGACGGACCCUAAA